AUCCGCUCAAUACCCACCCACAGUUCGGACCGCUUUCAGAAACGCUGGGCUCUCAGACGUAUCGUCCGCUGAAGAACGACGCCAGUUGAUCUGAUAGGGCCUCGUACUCUCUUCAUUGUUUCUUUGUUUGGCUUUAAACUGGACCCUGCCGUUUUAGGACCAGGCAGAACGACAUUGAUCUUCAGCCGCCGGGUUACAUCCGUCCUCGCCCAAAAGAGCCAACCAUAGAUGGAAGGCUGAUGCUGAUGCUGAUGCUGAUGCUGAGACUGAGACCGAGACCAAGAUUGAUACUCUUCGACUGAGAUACCAGACUGCCAGACCCGCCCACCUUUGAUUCUAAUUAUAUCUGCAUCUGCAGAUAUCUUGGCAAUCAUAUCGGAGCAAACGCAGGCUUACCUCGUGAAUAAAACAAGGCCUUGUGAAUCACGAUUUUCAGAAAAGGGGGUAGUUGAUCGAGGGUCAGCCUUCAGUCUGAUCAAUCGAAGUCAGGAGCCAAAGAACUGGAAGGAAAUUGCAGGUCUGCAAGUGCACAGAGAGGAAAGGCGAGAAAAAAGGUCGUCGAAGGUGAGGGUGCCUUCCAACUUUGUGCCCUGCCUCGACAACAUCCUACUACCUACCUUAGGUACCUUACCUAACAGAUCCAGCCUGCCCCAGCCUGGUUGGCCAACAUCGCCAGGUCACCUCUAGCGGUUUCCCUGGACUGCCUUUCAGUAGGGAUUUGAGGACAGGACGCCAUACUCAGCCUAAGAACACACCAGGCAACUACGUUUCUUCUGGUAUCCAAUAUUUUCCCAGCUUUCUUGGCGACUGCGCUUGCUGGGUCUUCUGCAGCGAUUUGAGACCUCGUGCCUACAACGUCAAGAGAGAAGAGGAUCGCGUCGGAUCAAGCCCAAGAGACCUGUACUUUCUGUUUCUACGAAGCAGGAGCGGGGUCUUAUUACUGUUACCGACGAGCCGGCCGCAGCGAGUCCUGCGAUUUCCCAUACCCAGCCAGCUCUGGCCGUCAGCCUGGCAUCUUUGACUGCUCGCCAGACGUUUCGACUCUGGUCUUGCUUGCCGACAUCAGAGAAUACAUCGCACUUCGGCGAUAUUUCCGUCAGUUGCUGGUCUCCGAUCGGACUCCUUCCUGAGCCACGGACACUCCCUCGGCACAAGUUUUUGCCUCGAGCAUACGACAGGGUAACCCCGCAGUCAUUCGAAGGCAAACAUCUCCAAAGGCAACGCCCGACAACGCAGUACACAAUUCUGUCUCUUCUGUCGGCAGUCGUACGCCUGACGACUUGGUAGACCAAACUUGUUUUCCUGUUAGACUGUGCUUCUGUACAAUCUUCAAACCAUCCUAGGCACUGUACGCCGCGAUGCUUGCAGUUGAACGCCCUACGCAACCCAAGGCGGGCUCCGAGAGGCAUGACGACCAGUCUGACGAGAAGGUCGAGCAUACUGGGCCUGAUGCCAUACAGCCUCAUGUCCUCAUCGAUAGGCUUGUUCCGCAACAGCUGGGGCGAGGAGUGCUUAUCCCGUUGAAAACGACGCUCGAAAUCCGUCAAGACCACACCAUUGUGCAGGCCUUGAUCACCCGAGCGCCAUCUACGUCCACUAACAAUGUCGUCAACUUGAUCCGCUCGAUGCUACCUGAAGGCGUGGCUAACAACUUGCCUCACCUGCGCCGAUGCGCGAAGCCUGCCGAUAUGCCGGCUCACCUCAAGACGCAGUUCAUGAACGACUCUCCCGAGGGCCGCCAGGUCCAUACCGGAAAGUCGACUUGGAUCUACAUCAUGCUCGGCGAAGAGAAAGACUUUGACCGACACGACUUGAUGGCCAAGCUGUCUGCCAUUGAUGGCAUGGCCGAGAACGUCUUCCUCACCAAGAUUCCCAUUCCAGCAGUGCCUCCUACCUCCCAAAUACAGGCGGCCAUGUGGACGUCGCAGUUCUGGCCCACGGUGUACAGGAAGAACAACCCCCUCGGACCACACCCGAGCAUGGUUGGCCGCUCGACUGAAGCCAUCAAGGAUGAGACGUCUCUGUGGAUGACGCUGGCCCACAGAGUCGCUUUCCAGGCCAAGAAGGCGGGUGUCGGUGAGCCCAUGGGUGCUGUCAUCGUUCAGCGCGAGGGAGGAAAGUCCACGCUAGUUGCAGUUGCCGGAGAUGCUCGUUGGCACCAGGAGCCCAGUCGCAGCGGUACCGGCAACCCUAUGGGUCACUGCGCGCUCAGAGCUAUGAGCAUGGUCGCGCAGAAGCUCGUCCGACACGAGAGACGGGCGGCUGGGCGUUCUAACUCGCCCCCCAUCCUCGAGUACGACAUGUUCCAAGAUCUCCCGCUCCUCGAAGAUGAGCUCACCGUCUACAAUGAUGACCAUCCCAAUGCGGAGGGCUAUCUGUGCCACGGUAUGGAGAUGUACUUGACCCACGAGCCUUGCGUCCAGUGCUCAAUGGGAAUCCUCCAUUCGCGAAUGGGCAAAGUCGUCUUUGCGCAGCGGAUGCCGCUUACCGGGGGCAUGUGCUCGGAAGACCGAGGCCACGGCCACCCUGGAUUGGAGAAUUGCGGUGGCGGAGAGGGCCUUGGUCUCUUCUGGAGACGCGAGCUCAACUGGAGCUUGCUGGCGUGGGAGUGGGAAUCGAGCGACUGUGUGGAACCUUUGCCGCCGGUUGAUCACAGAGCCCAUGCUUAGUCCCCAUGGGACUUUACGACGAUACCUAGGUGCUUAUGGCCGACAAACCGGCCUGGGCCAGAACAGUCUUUGUGGAGUGAGAUGCCAACAAUGAUGAAAGUUGAUUGCAGGCUCGGUUCACCAGUAUCGCUAGCGCGCCGAACUUUGCGCCCACCCCUUUACGGGCUCUGUCUAGUACACUUAGCCAACGGCAUUUUGUUUGUAGGGCCAAAGGAGGGGUUAGAGAGUCCUAUCAUCUUCAAUCGGGCAUAUAUCGGUAGAGGGAAGCCUCGAGAGUAUCGUAGUGGUCGUGGUGGUGUUGGUGUGGCCAGACAUGAUACCCAUGCUGUCUCAAAUGUAGAAGGCAGCAACGUUAGCAAUGAACAAAGAAGAUUACUACUAGGCUUAUGU
Messenger RNA from Colletotrichum destructivum, 3059 nucleotides. Its product is annotated as Putative cytidine and deoxycytidylate deaminase domain, cytidine deaminase. Gene Ontology annotation, molecular function: tRNA-specific adenosine-34 deaminase activity. Bases 1359 to 2669 code for a protein of 436 amino acids. The transcript is spliced from 3 exons. Gene Ontology annotation, cellular component: cytoplasm; nucleus. Lineage: Eukaryota; Fungi; Ascomycota; Sordariomycetes; Glomerellales; Glomerellaceae. The record is from RefSeq and is a predicted model, not a curated record.